ACCCUCUAGGCCCGCCCCCAAACUCACGGAGGGGGCUGCCUCCUCCCCAGGCAGAAGUGUGGUGGCUGUGGAAGGAUGGAGGGUGCGGCUGGUGGUAGCUUCUCCGAUGACCAGUUCUGGGAGGUCUGCAUGGAGCUGCAGCGGUUCCAGCUGGUCGGGGCCAACUGGGAGCUGAUGGUGGAGGCCCAAGGCAUCUGCGUCUACAGGCGCCUGGAUGAGCAGACUGGACUUUGUGAGUAUAAGGUCUAUGGUGUUCUGGACAAUUGUCUGCCGGAUGUACUUGCAGAUGUCUAUAUGGACUUAGACUACAGAAAACAAUGGGAUGAAUAUAUUGAAGAAUUCUACCAAUUGGAAUACAAUGGAGAUACCGUGGUCUACUGGCAAGUGAAGUACCCUUUUCCCAUGUACAACCGAGACUACGUGUAUAUCCAACAGCGGCGAGACCUGGACUUGAACGGGUGGAAGAUCCACGUGAUCCUGGCUCAGAGCACCUCUGUACCUCAGAUUGCUGAGAGGUCUGGUGUGGUCCGGGUGAAUCAGUACAAGCAGAGCCUGGCAAUCGAGAGUGAUGGCAAGAAGGGGAAGCAAAGUUUUCAUGUAUUACUUCGAUAACCCGGGUGGCCUAAUUCCGUCCUGGCUCAUUAACUGGGUCGCCAAGGGUAGUGUUCCUGUCUUCUUGAAUGACAUGGCCAAUGCCUGUCAGAGGUACAAGAGGAGAACCUAAGAAUGGGGAUUGUAUGUUCAUGGAAUGAUUUCUCUGGAAGUGCUAAAGCCACCUGAAGCUCUGCUUUCCUUUUACUUUCCAUUUUCGGAGACCUGCAAGCUAUCCAGUAUUUCCUCCCUGAGUGUGUUUGCCUGACACCGGGCUUCCUUUCCCAGUCUCCCCACCCCGGGACUGGCUGCCUUCUUCCACUGUUGAAUAUGGGUCAGAAUAGGGAAACUCUUGCUUGUUUAUUUUUAAAAAGGGAAGUCCUCAGUAGAGAACACAAUCAUUCCAUUGUGCCAUUUCAGCGGGAUGGGUGGGUGGAGGAACGACAACAAUGCAGGAGCAACUGAUCCCGGGGAGCUGGCUCCUUCCCAGAAUGUGACUUCUUGCAGCUCAGGAGGGGCUGCUGCGAGCCCCAUCCCCUUCAGAGUGGAGUCUCAGGGCAACAAGACUGGAUGAUAUGGACUGAAGUCCAUUUGCCUUAUGCUUUAGUGUAUUGAUUUGGCUGCAGCGUGAGGUGAUAAUGCAGUAAGUCUCUCUCCCGUUCCUACUUGUGGAAGAUCAUGACCUGUUUUGAUUUCAAACCAUUCUGAAAAACAGUAGAGGCCUAAGCACUUAAUGUGAUAACCACUUUUUUUCUCAUCAUCCAUGUCUAGAUUUCUGUUUCCCACAUGCCCCAGGGGAGAGGCUGCGCAUACCUUGCUUAUUCUGCAUUUUAUUGGAAACUGAGGCAUCACGAUGGCUCUGGAAGUUAGCAAAAGGCAAGAUGCUCUGCACACAGCACUGUGAUAAAGUGUCCUUCUAUGCAAUAAAAUGAAUUACCUUCUAGAACGUUUAGAGAUACUGAACAGAUAGAGUUCACAGCCAAGGAAAUACUAGUGGAUUGAUCAACUCUCCACCUUUUCCUCAGGAAUACAACCUAAGUUGCCUGCCUCUUUGACCACCAAAAGACUUCCAAUUCCUUGUUUUCUCCUGAAUUUUGGUAAACCAGGAUGUUCCGUGGCUAAAGGCACAGCCUUCAUGAUCUCAGGGAAACAUUUUAACCACAGUAUUAUGGUACUGAACCUUGAUUAGAGGUCAUAGAAAUUCAGGAUGUGAAAACAGAAGCAGAGGAUUUAUUAAAAUGGGAGAUGUCAGACUGUAUGUUUGCUCUCUGGGAAAAUAGAUUGAUACCAAUAAAUACCGAGUGACUUA
Canis lupus familiaris (dog) is the source of this 1900-nucleotide messenger RNA. RefSeq names its product phosphatidylcholine transfer protein-like (gene PCTPB). Gene Ontology annotation, molecular function: phosphatidylcholine binding; phosphatidylcholine intramembrane carrier activity. The record is from RefSeq and is a predicted model, not a curated record. NCBI's taxonomy places the organism in Eukaryota, Metazoa, Chordata, Mammalia, Carnivora, Canidae. The transcript is spliced from 6 exons. The coding region runs from base 76 to 612 and encodes 178 amino acids.